AUGCCUCCCCGGCCGAUGGGUGCUUUGCGCCCACGGCAUAUCUCAACCGCAGCAUUGCGCUCCCCAACUCGCACCUUGAGCUUUCCUAGAUUAACGCCAUCCCCGUUCUCUCUUCUCGGCAGAAGCUAUGCGACGCAGAUCGAACAUACAGAGGCUUUUCACAAGUCCGAUGCUGGAAAAGAACGCGUCGUGAUUCUGGGCUCGGGUUGGGGUGGAUAUACCCUCUCACGCUGCCUUUCUUCGAAAUCAUUCUCUCCAAUCGUCAUUUCCCCGCGUUCCUACUUCGUUUUCACACCCCUUCUCACCGAUGCCGCGAGCGGUUCUCUUGAUUUCUCCAACAUUGUCGAACCUGUCCGGGACCCACAUUAUAAGGUGGACUUCAUCCAGGCCGCGGCAAGAUCUAUCGAUCUGAAGAAGAAGACUGUGUUAUGCGAGGCGACUGUUGUGAAAAGCGGCGUGACGGAAACACCUCGUAUCCCCGAAGACGAAAAACGAGUCACGGACGGCUCUUCGAAAAAGCCGCUGGACCCGGCUCAAGGAUACCGUUGGUGGGAACAGGGCGAAAUGUUCGAGGUCCCGUAUGAUAAGCUUGUGAUUGCGGUUGGAGCAGUUAGUCGCACAUUCAACACGCCGGGUGUUCGAGAGAAUGCCAUGUUCUUCAAGGACAUUGGUGAUGCGAAGCGGGUGAAGCGACGUGUGCGUGAAUGUUUCGAAUUGGCCGUUUUGCCAACUACAACUUCUGCUAUGCGAAAGUGGCUGCUGCACUUUGCCAUUGUUGGAGCUGGCCCAACUGGUACUGAACUUUCGGCAUCGCUUUACGACUUUAUCUCUAAGGAUAUGAUGCCUUUGUACCCUGCUCUCAAGGGGAUACCUGAAAUUAGCCUCUACGACGUCGCUCCAAAUGUUCUUUCUACAUUUGAUGAAUCGCUAUCCCGAUACGCCAUGGAAACAAUGAAACGUGAAGGUAUCGAUAUCAAAACAUCCCAUCACAUUGAGAGUUUACGAUGGGGUUCACCUGGUGAUCCGCCACCAUAUGAGAUGGAUCCGAAGCGCUGCAUGACUCUCAAGACUAGCGAGGAAGGUGAAGUAGGCGUCGGCAUGUGUGUCUGGGUGACCGGAAAUGAGAUGAACAAGUUUGUCAGUAGCUCUCUCGACAAAGUGGAUGCAUUUCCCACGGAAUCUAUCCGAAAACCCUCAAACCUACCAGCGUCGAAAGGAGAUUCGCCAUGGAGUUACAAGAAGGUCUCAAAAUCCGGUGCUCUGCUCGUUGACGGCCAUCUUCGAGUCCAGUUACAAGAUGCUACGGGUCGCACUGCCACUCUCGAUGACGUAUACGCAUUAGGUGAUAAUGCUGUGCCAGAGACUGUAUCUCCUCCCGCAACGGCACAAGCUACUUCCCAAGAAGCAAAAUGGCUGGCAACGCAUCUGAAUCAAAGGGAUUUAGAAGAAACACCACCCUUCUCGUUCCGUAACCUGGGAACAAUGGCAUAUAUCGGCAGCGAGAAAGCUCUCAUGCAGAUUCCGCACGACGAGAAGACUGGAGAUCGCCAUAAAUAUCUUCCCGAGGGUAUUACGGGGCGAAUGGCGUCACUUAUCUGGAAUGCAGCGUAUAUUACUAUGAGUAUCAGCUGGCGCAACAAGCUGAGAAUCGUUUUCCGGUGGACUUUGAACAGAUUGUUUGGUCGAGACAUAUCGCGAUUCUAA
This is a messenger RNA of Penicillium angulare, 1704 nucleotides long. RefSeq names its product putative pyridine nucleotide-disulfide oxidoreductase. Gene Ontology annotation, molecular function: NADH dehydrogenase activity. The coding region runs from base 1 to 1704 and encodes 567 amino acids. NCBI's taxonomy places the organism in Eukaryota, Fungi, Ascomycota, Eurotiomycetes, Eurotiales, Aspergillaceae. The transcript has a single exon. The record is from RefSeq and is a predicted model, not a curated record.